UGGCGGUAAGGUCAGUCCAGACACGGUCGUACCGCCGUACCGCCGUCUACUGCGUUGUUUUCUUGUUCGUGUUGUUUAUUCGUGAUCGUUAAUCUGUGCCGGGCGCGCAAAAAUCAAAAAGCUCCCACUGGAAAAUUGGACGUUUUUCGGCGAUUAACCCUUUUUUUACCGAAAACGAAUUGGUACCUUGACUUGAGUGGUUUCUUUGUGUAUUUUGGUGAUAGCACUAUCGUAAAGGAUGUUGGUCUCAACAGUCCUUCUUCUUUUGGCCCUUUCAACGUCAGAUGUUUUUGGAAAUAAACUGAACGUAGCUUAUCAAUGGAAGACCGUGGAGUUCGAAUUCCCAUCCUACGAGUCCAAAUUAGCUGCCAUUUCGUCGAAAAAAUUCAUUCAAGACAAUCAUCUUCCGCUAGGUUUGGAGGUUUAUGGAAAGAGAUUAUUUGUAACUUUGCCUAGAUGGAAAUAUGGAACCGCUGCUUCUCUGGCUUACAUUGAUAUGAACGAAGCACCCAAGGAUUCACCUAAGCUGAAACCCUAUCCUAACUGGACUGCCCACGCCCUUUAUGGUGGUGUACCGGAAAUAAUAUCUCCCUUUAGAAUCAGAGCAGAUCAGUGCGGUAGAUUAUGGGUUCUGGAUACUGGUAUAGAGGGACUCCUAGAAACGGAAGAGAAAGUUGGCGACGAAAAAUGGUUCAAGAACACAAGUUUAUUAGUUUAUGAUCUGACCAAUGAUGCUCUUUUAAGAACAUACGAAAUUCCUGCGGAACAGAAAACAGAAGAUUCCUUCUUCGCUAAUAUUGCAGUAGAGGAUGAAGAUUGUCAUAAUUCUUAUGCCUACUUAGCCGAUUUAGGUGGUCCCGGAUUAGUAGUGUAUUCCUGGAAAAACAACAAGAGUUGGAAAGUAACUCACAACUUUUUCCACAUCAACCCAUUGGCUGGUGACAUGAACGUUGCUGGUAUCCCGUUCCAAUGGACUGACGGAGUUUUUGGAUUAGCUUUAAGGCCCGAAAAAGAUGGUUAUAGCACUCUCUUUUUCCAUCCCAUGACUGGGUUUGAUGAGUUCUCAGUUAGUACUCGAGUACUGCGAGACGAAUCUUUAGCCACCAAUUCCAGCAAGUACUACGAGUUUAAACACCUAGGCAGUCGAGGUCCCAAAAGUCAAAGUGGCGCAGCAUUUGUAGACAAGAAAACAGGGGUACUGUUUUACGCUCUGGUCAACCUUAACGCUGUUGCUUGCUGGCGUACUACAAACCCCAAGUACACCAUGGAAUCCCAAGGAAGAAUUUAUAUGGACAACGAAACCAUGAUCUUCCCUAACGACGUAAAAGUCGAUAAUGAAGGAAAUCUGUGGGUACUGUCUGAUCGUUUGCCUAUAUUUAUGUACAGUGCUCUGGACAAGAAUGAUUACAACUUCAGAAUAAUGACAGCUAAAGUACCCGAUGCCAUUAAAGGUACUGCAUGUGCUGCCAAGUUUAGUCCUGAUCCAGAAAUAAUGAAUAAAAUUACCAAUAAGUUAGGAGGAGGAGAUAAAAUCAAAUCCAGAACUUCCGGAUCUGCAAGUGCAUUCACCUUUAAUGUGAUUGUAUUAACAGCAGGGUUAAUAUUAUCGUUAACCAGGUAGUUUAAUAAAAUGACUGUGAAGGAGUCAAAGCUGUUAUAAUCUUCAUUGUGACGUUACGUGAUAUACUAUACUCGGCCUUUUGUUUUACAAUUCCAUUAGACGAAUUUAAAUCUUAAAUUAUUUAUUGACAAAAACAUAAAUAAAAAAGGUUCGUUGCUUAUUAAGUUAAUUUAAAAAAAAUGGAUACUGAAAUAAUGUGUCUCUCCAACGAAUCAGGAAUUUUGACAGACGACAUCAAAACAUAUAAUUUACCAUUGAAUUAAAAUGGCUGACAGAACUGUCUCUGUGAUUUAUCCUCUCACUGAACAGACUAUACCAUUUUGGUCAUCUUGAAAGCGUGGUCCUGAGUUUAACAUGUAUGACAGUGAUGACAAUCAAAUAAAUGUAUUAAAAAGAGAUAAAAGUUAGGUUGACACAUUUCUUCUAUUCGGUAUUGCCGGAUUUUCAUUUCUGCAUCAAAAUCUUAAACCGCACAAGUAGGCGUUUAUGAAAAAUGUUGCAUCUAGGAUUGAAAAUAUAUUUGUCACAAUUAGUUACUCGUUUUACACAGCAAAAUAUUAUAUUUAGUAUUCAUGGAACUUUUUAAAAUAGUUUAUUUUUUCUACACACAUUUUCUUACCCAGGUAAAAACCGACAACAUUGUGUGCCGUUUUUCAUCUUUUGUCUCUCUGUCUGUCAACCGGUCAUUUAUCUCUCUGCCGCAUGCGUUAAAAUACAGACCACGCAAGUGUCCUGGAUGGUAUAUGAUAGAAUUAUACCGUAUGAUCGAAAAAAAACGGCGUCCAGUUGGCUGGGAAAUGAACAUCAAUGACAUUUCCCAUAUA
Messenger RNA from Sitophilus oryzae (rice weevil), 2445 nucleotides. Its product is annotated as protein yellow. Bases 239 to 1621 code for a protein of 460 amino acids. Gene Ontology annotation, cellular component: extracellular region. The transcript has 6 exons. NCBI's taxonomy places the organism in Eukaryota, Metazoa, Arthropoda, Insecta, Coleoptera, Curculionidae. The record is from RefSeq and is a predicted model, not a curated record.